AUGGGGUUUGGACGAAGAUGGAGGGGCUGGGUUGUGGAAUGUAUCAGCACAUGUUCUAUGUCAGUGUUGGUUAACGGAUCGCUUUCUAAGCCUUUUAAAAUGGAAAGGGGACUGAGACAAAGUGAUCCUCUGUCCCCCUUUUUAUUAGUUCUUAUUAUUGAUGUCCUGCACAAGAUGAUUGAAGAGGCUGUUAGAAAUGGCCGUAUAUCUCUGUUGUUGGUUGGAAGAGAUCAUAUCGAGUUGUCGCACCUUCAGUUUGCAGAUGAUACGAUUUUGUUCUGCCCACCUGAGGAAGAAACCAUUAAAAAUUACAGGAGGCUGCUUCGGGUGUUGGGAUGUAAGGAAGCAACUCUUCCAGUAAAAUACCUGGGAAUCUCGCUUGGAGCAAACCCCAGGUUGGUUAAGACUUGGAAGCCAAUUAUAGACAAAGUGGAGAAAAAGCUUAGCAUUUGGAAAGCCAAGGUCCUUAACAAAGCCGGUAAUGCAGGCGAAAAUGGUCCCGAAAGAUAUGACAAGCUAUAG
Molecule: messenger RNA, 522 nt
Organism: Arachis duranensis
Lineage: Eukaryota; Viridiplantae; Streptophyta; Magnoliopsida; Fabales; Fabaceae
Exons: 3
Coding region: 1-522 (173 amino acids)
Source: RefSeq, a predicted model, not a curated record